UGUGGACGAAUGCUUCAUCCUCGCCCAUAUCAGAGGCGCUCUGGGGAACCGCCAACCAGACCUUUCAGUGAGAAAAGCAGGCUUCACAAGUCUUGAUGUCAAUUCUUUCUUGUGGUGCUUGAACUCUCAAUCUGGGGCAUCAAAAACAGAUUCAUGCCGCCAUUGCCGUCAUCCAUAAAAUGUGCUCGGACCAAUGUGCACGACUGUGCGUGUGCACGUGUGCCCCAAAAGGUGCACGGUAUUCAACUUUUUCUUAGUCCAUGGCGUCUAGGCCACUUCAGUGUCUCUUUACACUUUACAGCGAGUAGUUACCCAGACACUGAAGGAGCAGAGGGCACGGGUUUCAGCAGCGAAUCGCCGUAUGUUCUUUGGAACGACCUGGAAGCCAGACAGGGGCGCUUCAACCUCAUCGAAGUCGAAAUCAGACACACUUUAUCUGACCCCUCCGGCUGGGCUGUCUCUUUCCCCGGUUUAACCACCGAGAAUCUUGAACGGACACCAAAGCACCACCGACCUGCUGUGAGUCACGUGCUCGUACGUCGUGAUACUCUCUUCUCAUUCCAAUCAAUCACAGAAGCUCUACGGGCUAACGGUCGCUUAGUUGCACACUUCACCGGGCACGGUGUGUGCUAUCAAAGGACUAAAUGUGAAAACUCGGAGUGUUACGCAAGCUUGCUAUAAGGUGCC
This is a messenger RNA of Tilletiaria anomala UBC 951, 687 nucleotides long. RefSeq lists its product as uncharacterized. The record is from RefSeq and is a predicted model, not a curated record. The transcript has a single exon. Lineage: Eukaryota; Fungi; Basidiomycota; Exobasidiomycetes; Georgefischeriales; Tilletiariaceae. Bases 154 to 681 code for a protein of 175 amino acids.